Messenger RNA from Helianthus annuus (common sunflower), 1754 nucleotides. Its product is annotated as beta-glucuronosyltransferase GlcAT14A. Gene Ontology annotation, cellular component: membrane. The transcript is spliced from 5 exons. Bases 339 to 1526 code for a protein of 395 amino acids. NCBI's taxonomy places the organism in Eukaryota, Viridiplantae, Streptophyta, Magnoliopsida, Asterales, Asteraceae. The record is from RefSeq and is a predicted model, not a curated record. Gene Ontology annotation, molecular function: glucuronosyltransferase activity.
UUUUCCCCAAUUUCACACCUACGAAAUCUCUUCUUCAAUCAAUUCAAAACUAAACCCUAAAAAACUCGCAAUUCAUCACUCUCAUACACAAAAUCAACCUCAAUCAACUUCAAAAUCGUUAAAAUCAACAUACUGAUUCAAUCUCACUAGUCAAUUUCAUCCAAAAUCAACAGUUUGAAACCCUAAUUUCCCCAAAUUUCACUCCAUAUGCUCCACAAAUCACAAAAUCAGUCAGUUUCAAGCAAAAUCGACAGUUUGAAACACUAUUUUUCCAUCAAUUUCAUUCCAUAUGCUCCACAGAUCACAAAAUCAAACUCUGAAUCAGUUUCAACACAUCAAUGGCAGCUGAGAAGAAGUUAAUACUCACACUCUUCAUCGCCGCAUUCAUCUCGUUAAUAGUAUUCAUCUCCUCGAUCCGCGUGUCCAGUUCAUCAUACAAACCCUACGCUAACGUACGCCGCGGGCGCGGCCACCCGCCGGCGUUCGCGUACUACAUAUCUGGGACACGUGGCGAUGCUGAGAGGAUAUUCCGGCUGUUGCUGGCGGUGUAUCAUCCGAGAAAUAGGUAUUUGUUGCAUAUUGGGACGGAGGGUGAUGGUGAUGAACGGAGGAAGUUGAGUGUGAUGGUGAGAUCUGUUCCGGCGGUUCGGGCGUUUGGGAAUGUUGAUGUGAUUGGGAAGCCGGAUGCGACGACGUUUAUGGGGGCGAGUAAUGUUGCGGCGGUUUUAAGAGCUGCUGCUGUUUUGUUGAAGGUGGAUGGGGAGUGGGAUUGGUUUGUUACUCUUAGUGCUGGGGAUUAUCCUUUGCUCACACAAGAUGGCUUGUCUCAUGCAUUCUCCUUCAUUAGUCGAGACAGCAAUUUCAUCGAUCAUACCAGUGAUCUUGGAUGGAAAGAGGGUCAAAGAAUUCUGCCAAUUGUAGUUGAUCCAGGGAUCUACUUGGCAAGGCGGGCCCAAAUCUUUCGGGCCACCGAAAAACGGCCGUUGCCUAACGCUUUCAAAGUUUUCACAGGAUCUCCAUGGGUGAUAUUGAGCCGAUCAUUCCUCGAGUAUUGUGUUUUCGCGUGGGAUAAUCUCCCUCGGACUCUUCUAAUGUACGUUAACAACGUGGUUUUGGCUCAAGAAGUCUACUUCCAUACCGUCAUUUGCAACACACCCGAAUUCAAAAACACAACCAUUAACGCGGACCUAAGGUACAUGGUUUGGGACAACCCCCCUAAAAUGGAGCCACUUUUCCUCAACAAGUCAAACUACAACCAAAUGGUUCAAAGUGGUGCCGCUUUUGCACGACAGUUUGCCAAAAACGACCCGGUGCUAGACAUGGUUGAUAGCAAAAUCUUGAAACGUAGUGGUAACCGACCCGCCCUUGGUGCAUGGUGCACCGCUAGACAGGGCUGGUUCGUGGACCCGUGUUCACAAUGGGAUGAUGUCAGUGUUUUGAGUCCGGGAAAUCGAGGGAAGAAGUUUGAAGAAUCUUUAAAGAAUUUGGUAGAUGAUUCGGGAUCCGAAACAAAUCAAUGCAAAUAAAAGAAAGAUUGAAGCUUGAUCAUGGGUUGAAGAUGAAGAUGCAUUGUUUGGUGUUCAAAGAUUCUUUGGAUUGGGAUUGGGGGGGGGGGGGGGGGAAGGAAUAUUUUGAGUUUUGUUGUAAAGUAGUGAAGGUCAAAUCAAAGUAAAACAAUAAGAGGAUUCCUCUUAUUUUGUAAAACAUAUUUGUAAUGGUAUAAUGAUCUUCAAUCUCUCCUUUGUUUUCUUGUC